AUGGCGAGCGGAACCGGUUUGUUAGAGCAACAGUCGUUGGAGCAACAGUCGUUGGAGCAACAGUCAUUGGAGCAGCAGUCGUUGGAGCAGCAGUCGUUGGAGCAGCAGUCGUUGGAGCAGCAGUCGUUGGAACAACAGUCGUUUGAGCAACAGUCGUUGGAGCAACAGUCGUUGGAGCAGCAGUUGUUGGAGCAGCAGUCGUUGGAACAACAGUCGUUUGAGCAACAGUCGUUGGAGCAACAGUCGUUGCAGCAGCAGUUGUUGGAGCAGCAGUCGUUGGAGCAACAGUCGUUGGAGCAGCAGUCGUUGGAGCAACAGUCGUUGGAGCAGCAGUCGUUGGAGCCACAGUUGUUAGAGCAACAGUUGUUGGAGCAGCAGUCGUUGGAGCCACAGUUGUUAGAGCAACAGUUGUUGGAGCAGCAGUUGGAGCAGCAGUCGUUGGAGCAGCAGUCGUUGGAGCAGCAGUUGUUGGAGCAACAGUUGUUGGAGCAACAGUCGUUGGAGCAG
Messenger RNA from Notolabrus celidotus (New Zealand spotty), 507 nucleotides. Its product is annotated as PAX-interacting protein 1-like. The transcript is spliced from 3 exons. NCBI's taxonomy places the organism in Eukaryota, Metazoa, Chordata, Actinopteri, Labriformes, Labridae. The record is from RefSeq and is a predicted model, not a curated record. The annotation marks the transcript as partial.